UCUAUAAAUACAAAAUCAACCCCAAUAAAUAUCGAAACUGACCCGUUAUCCUCCUCCAUUCAAUUUUUCAUCUUUUUUCUCACUGUAUCUUUACCUUCGCUUUCUGCAAUUCGCCAUUAUUGAAACUUCGUCCUUACGUUUUUCAUCUAUUGGACCUCAUGGCUUUGGAACAAAAUUUUGUUGAUGAAGAUAUGUUCACUUUUGUAUCUGAAGAAGAUGUUUCCCUUAAGAAGGGGAGUGCAAUUCCAGUUCCAGUUCCAACAUCAAGUUCUGACAAUAUAACAGGAGGUUAUGAUUGCAAUAUUUGUCUCGACUCGGCACACGAUCCAGUUGUCACCCUCUGCGGACACCUCUACUGCUGGCCUUGCAUUUACAAGUGGCUUCAAGUUGAUAGAUCUACUCCGGGAUCAGAAGAGAAAUGUAAAUGUCCAGUCUGUAAGGCUCACAUCUCAAACUCAUCGCUGGUACCUCUCUAUGGCCGUGGAACAUCAUCCACAGAAUCUGAAUCCAAGAAGUCUCAACGGGAUGUUGUAGUACCACGCAGGCCUCAAGCCAUUGAGAUAGCAACUCUCGUUAAUUCAUUGUCUCCAGCUUCUCACGUGAGUCAGCAACUUCAUCACAGACAAUCCGUCCCCUCUGCCUUUGGUAGCUAUGCUGCUUUGGCUCCAUCCAGCUUUGGGGGUACUUCAACGAUCAGUUUGUCCAGCCCAACAGUUGGGGUAUUCGGAGAAAUGUUUUUGGGAAGGAUGUUUGGGAACUCAGACACAAGUUUAUUUGCUUAUCCUCACCCAAACACUUCCACCAUUCCAGGAAGUGGCGGUUUUAGAAUGAGGCAAGUGGAAAAAUCUCUUAACAGAUUAUCCAUCUUUCUUUUCUGCUGCAUUAUCCUAUGCCUUCUCUUAUUCUGAGCGUUUAACAUAUGAUGUAUAGUUGUGAAAAUUAUGCAGACUGUUGUCGCUAACAGUCGAUUAGUAGAUAGUAGAAAUACAUAGGCAUAUAAGAGAUUGAACAACCACCAAAGAAAAGCUUCAUACCGCGUAAAGGUUGCUUUUUCUUUUUCCUUCUACUGUUAUAUUGUUGUGCAUUCCCUUCUCUUUCGCGGAACUUUGUUGCCCUUGAGAAAGUGGCAACAGACAUAGCCAUGGCUAUCUGUUCUGUUACUUUGGUAGUCUCUUGUAAGGAGCCCAGUGAACCUUUUGCUUUGUGGCCCAAAAUGGUCUUUGUGAUAUUGGCAAUGUAAUAUGAGGAAUGAACAUGUUACUUUCCAAAUUUUUUUUCUGUGUUCUUUGA
Solanum pennellii is the source of this 1290-nucleotide messenger RNA. Its product is annotated as E3 ubiquitin-protein ligase RMA3-like. NCBI's taxonomy places the organism in Eukaryota, Viridiplantae, Streptophyta, Magnoliopsida, Solanales, Solanaceae. Bases 159 to 908 code for a protein of 249 amino acids. The transcript is spliced from 2 exons. The record is from RefSeq and is a predicted model, not a curated record. Gene Ontology annotation, cellular component: endoplasmic reticulum. Gene Ontology annotation, biological process: ubiquitin-dependent protein catabolic process. Gene Ontology annotation, molecular function: ubiquitin protein ligase activity; ubiquitin-like protein conjugating enzyme binding; metal ion binding.